AUGAAGGAUGCGGAGGUGCUUCAGGACGGCCGCCGCCCCGCGCGAGGUGAUCUUUUGCUGGACCAGGAAUUCGAGCACGGCUGCUUCAGCAUGCUUGCCCAAGCUGUGAACAGCAGGCGCUCGAAUCCAGUAAUCUUCGAUCGUGUCUCGGCAUCAAAUGGCUUCAAAUCCAACGUUGAACCGUGCUCAUGUUCCAAGCGCCAUGGUCGAAGAUCCAGCGCUGCGUCAAACCAUCGCAGCCGUUCACGUGCGGAGCACCUCCUCGACGAAACGAGUGCGACGUCAGAGCAUCCGUCACUCCAGCGGGGCGUGCAACGCGGUCAAGAAGGCGGUUGA
Messenger RNA from Phytophthora nicotianae INRA-310, 336 nucleotides. RefSeq lists its product as hypothetical. The transcript is spliced from 3 exons. The record is from RefSeq and is a predicted model, not a curated record. NCBI's taxonomy places the organism in Eukaryota, Oomycota, Peronosporomycetes, Peronosporales, Peronosporaceae. The coding region runs from base 1 to 336 and encodes 111 amino acids.